Engraulis encrasicolus (European anchovy) is the source of this 4106-nucleotide messenger RNA. It is a transcript of the gene nkrf, whose product is annotated as NFKB repressing factor. Gene Ontology annotation, cellular component: nucleus. The transcript has 3 exons. The coding region runs from base 133 to 2670 and encodes 845 amino acids. Lineage: Eukaryota; Metazoa; Chordata; Actinopteri; Clupeiformes; Engraulidae. Gene Ontology annotation, molecular function: nucleic acid binding. The record is from RefSeq and is a predicted model, not a curated record.
AGCAAGCUCUAGCUUAGCAACUGCCUGACUGCAUUCAUUCAGGCGAACUACCGCUGACUCAAGGGCACGUAAACACAGUCAGAGAGCUACACCAGCAGGUAUGGCCGACGAGUGAUGUAGAAGGAGCAGGAGAUGGCAGAGGGAACCCAUGCUGGCGACAUGCCCUCCUUCCAGCCCGUUCCAAGUGCUGAAGCAAAAAAGAGGCCAAAUUCGUCAGAUGGAAGAGACGAGCCAAUGAGGAAGAUGCCAGUGUCAAAAUACACCCCCAGGCCUCGCUUCGAGCCCGUGCAGUUCGUUAGCAGCGGCACCAGCGGCGGCUCUGGGUCCGGGUCGGGCGGAGGCGGCGGCGCUACCACGGACGAGAAGGAGAACGAGAAGGACCGUCGACGGGGCGAGAUGAACCACCACAGCGUGCGGCCCCAGCACUCCUCCAGCUACUCCAGCUCGGGGCGCUCCUACGGAGGCUCGUCCUCCUCGUCUUCGUCGACGUACGACCGGGACCGGGACCGAGGCUCGUCGUACGCGUCUGACUCGUGGAGAAAUCGGGACUCGGGGAGCGGCGGCAGUGGCGGCACGGCUGGUCUGGGAUACGGAGGCGGCGGCAGUAGUAGCAGUAGCAGUCGGAGCUCAGGAGGCACUGGCUUCAUGUCCAAGAUGCAGCAGGACUACACGGCCAGAUUCGACGCACACAACUCCCGGCAGUCCGACUCGUCCUACAGAUACAACGACGGCUACGGUGGAGGAGGUGGAAGCAGCCGGAACAGAGGCUGGGGGGACUCCUCCUCUGGACGGCAGGGGCUGGGAUUCGGCAGUGGACACCAGGACCGGGGAUCCUCGAGGUUCAGCCGCGCCUGUAACAGCCCGGCCAGAGGCAUGUCGUUCCAACAGGCAGCCGCCGCAGCCGCCAACUCCCAGCCCACGCCGGUGGCCGCGACCACGCUUGAGGAAAAGCAGCGGCUGGUGGAGAGCGUGGCCGCCGCCAUCGCCACCACCUCCCGCGACCCGUCGUCGCUGAGCGGCUCCGACACGCCCAACUACAACUUCAUCCUCAGCCGCAGCAUCCAGGCCUGCCGCACCAACCCGGAGUACAUCUACGUCCAGCUCAAGGACAUACCCAUGGAUGACCUGCCCAAGAACCGUAAAGUACCCACCGACGGCUACGCCUGCGAGCUGAGGUGCCAAUCUGUUUACCUAGCGACAGGUUAUUCGGGAAGCAAGAACGGCGCGCGUGACCGCGCCUCAGAGCAGGCCGUGAAGCUGUUCCUGCAGCAAGUCGAGGCCCGCGUCGUGCAACGCAAAUACAGGCACGCGCCGGUUAACGACAUCGUCGUGUGCGCGAAGCACCAGCCGACCCCCGCGAUGGUGCCUCCGCUCCGCAACCCCGAGGAGAAGCCUCCGCUGAGCUCCAAGGGUAUCUACGAGCCGGACAAGAGCAAGCACUGGACGGAGUUUGUCGUCCAGGACAACGCCGUGGACGCCAUAUGCAUCCUGAACAACUCGGCCGCCUACAACCGCAUGAAGAUCGACUACAAGUUCGAGCCUGUGGCCAACAGCAACAUCUUCACGUGCAACGUCUUCGUGCAGGACCAGUUCGUGGCGUCGGCCCGCGGCACCAAGAAGACGUCGAAGCACGCGGCCGCGGAGGAGGCGCUGAAGAAGCUGAGGCAGAACCAGGCGGCGCGGGAGCAGGAGCAGCAGCAGCGGCAGCAGCAGCAGGAACAGCAGAGGCAACAGCUACUGCAGCAGCAACUACAACUCCAGCAGCAGCAACAGCUCCAGCAUCAUCACCAUCAACCGCAGUUCUCCCAGGCUAGUUACUACUCGGAGACUGUUGGUGGUGGUGGUGGUGGUGGUGUAGGCGGUGGUGGGAGAUUCGGCCAGCACGGAGGCAGAAAGAAGCAGCUCAGCGAACUGGUGAUUCUGGAGAACUCGGAUAAUGCCAUCUGCAUCAUCAACGACACGGCUCAGUUCAACAAAGUCUCCGCCGAGUACAAGUUCCAGGUGAUGCCGGACCACCGCUGGAGGUGCGAGGUGUACUUGGAGGGCCAGUAUGUGGCGGCCGGGCUGGGGCCCAAGAAGACGGUCAAACACAUCGCGGCCGAGGAGGCCCUGGCCACCUUGCGCCAGACCCAGGCCGUGGUGAAGUCCAACCUGCGCAAGGAAGGCUAUGCCGACGCGCUCUCCCGCAACCAGAUCCUGGCGCGCUCCGGUGAGGACGCCAUGCAGCAGGAGAUCAAGGAGGACAACAUCGGCAACCAGCUGCUGCGCAAGAUGGGCUGGACUGGCGGCGGGCUGGGCCGCGAGGGGGAAGGCAUCGCCGAGCCCAUCCGCGUCAAGGAGCAGUUUACCCGCGAGGGCCUGGGCAUGGACAUGAGCCGCGGCCCCGGCGCCCAGCUCACUAAGCGCAACAUCGAGGAGAUCAUCCGCAACUACGCGGCGUCCGACCGCAACGAUGACCUGCGCUUCUCCACGGAGCUGAACAACGACGAGCGCAAGCAGAUCCACCAGGUGUCACAGAAGUACGGCCUGCGCAGCAAGUCGUACGGCGUGGGCAAGCAGCGCUUCCUCAUCGUGAGCCGCAAGGUGCACAAGGACCAGCUGAUCGGGCAGUUGUUGCAGGAAGGGCAGGUGGGGAGAUACGAGCUGGUCAAACCUCAGGCGUCACACUGACUUGACUCUACUUGACUGGAUUGGACUGCGUAUGUACAGUACUUGCGCUAGUUGGCUGACUGACUUGGCUGAAUGGACAUGAACAGGGCUGCCCCACCCAAAUCGUAUCCGAAAAGAGAAUUUUCGUCCAUCUUGGGAGUAUUGUCCAGCUAUGAAAUGUAUUCAAGUUCAGUUUGUUGUUCAGUUUGGAAAGAAAAAAAAGAAAAGAAAAGAAGGACAAGACGAGGAAGAAAAGAAACUGUAAAAUGUAUUUUUCAAACCCCCCCUCUGUAUCAGGAAAUGCCUCCGUUGCUUCUCCAUUCCUGGACAGACAAGACAAUUAAAAAAAAAGAUAAUGUUGGCAGUCGAUAACUGAACACAAGUAAGAUUAUUUUUGUUUUUGUUUUGUGUUGUGCAGUUUCUGCGUGUGCUUUACAAACCAUGUCAUUCCACUUGUUUUAUUGUCUGCUGUACUGUACCUCUCUCACUUUGCCACCUCUGUGGCUGGCAAACCAAGCGCUUGCGCAGAAGGUUCGAAAAGGAAAGUAACCACCACACAAAGGGUUCACCCAUCACCCAGCUUGUGACCCCAUCAAUGAGUUUCGAGAACAGAGGCCACCACAACAGGAGCUUUUUCAGCAACAGAGGGGGGGGGGUAUAAUCCAAGAUGGUGGUUCAGUAGCAGCAACCCAUGUUAAGUUAACCUGGAGGUAGUGGUGAACUAGCUAAUAAAAGAGGCGGGAGUCUUCAUUUUUCACAAAAUGAUGCUGCUCUAUUGGCAGAUUUACCACUUUCUGUAGGUCAACUUUGCCAUGGUUAAUAAGCAGGGCUCUAAAUGAACAACUGCCCAACGGUCAAAUGCUGGUGAAAAUUCAGUUUUGUUUGUAGAAAAGAAAACUUACUAGUAGCCACUUUGAUCCAUUUGGGAGUGUGUGUUUUGCUUGUAAGAUUACCAUCUACUUGCUAUUUUUGGCCGGUGAUAAAAAAGUUAAUUUUGAGCCCUGGUUACUAGCACUUGACCAUGUUCUGAGAAUGCCCUCGAGGUGCUCCAUGUAACUCUACGUUUGUAGACAUUCCAUCCUUAUGUUGAGUACCACGAUAAUUCACCCUUCACUGCCACCAUCACAUUCAAGAUUUUUUUCUCGCCAUUUGAUGCAAACAUUUGCGCCCCCCUCUUUUUGUUUUAAGAUGAUACAUGGAAGAAAAUAUGACUUUAAAACCCUGCUGUAUUGUGAACACACAGGUGAAUAGAGAGGAUGUUUAAACAGGUGUUGUUUGAGAGGAUGCCAUCUACAAUGCAAUCACACUUGGUAAAUGUGCAAGCUGCAAGAUCUGGAAAGAUGUUAGGCGAAUUAGUAUUUCUUUUGUUUGUGGAUACCGUUAUCUUGUCUGCUUGUUUUCAUAUCUGUAAUAUCUUAACAAUAAACUCAAAAUCUGAUCGAUUGUCCUCUCGGAAA